UUGAACACAUUUUUGAGAACUGUUCCGAAAAAAGAAAAGGAAGAUAAUGGUAUUGUAAUUAUUGUAAGUUUUCUGGUUUUUGAGGUUAAAAAUAAAAAAUCAUAAAUAAUUUCAGCAAAGUCCUCUCAAUGAAAUUCUUGGAGAAUUUGGAAAUAUUGAAAGAGAUGUGAGAGAUCGAGAAAAUCAAACAAAUUCUCAAGAAAAUGGAUUAUUGAGAAUUAAAAGAGAAGAACAAGGAAAUGAACAUUUGGUGGGUAUUUUUAAUAAUAAAAAUCGAGACUUUCAAAAUAGUUAUUUGAUUGUUUUUUAGGUUCCUGAAUCGACUGAAAUUGAAUUGUUGCCAAAUGAAAGGCCAAUAGUAAAAGAACAACAGAAAGAUUUGGAACAAUCAGAAAACAUUUGCCGAAUUUGUGAUGUUCAAUUAAUUCCAUCAAUUCAAGCCAUUCCAGUCCCAACAAAUGUAACAGAACUUAUUAGAUUUUAUACUGCUUUUGGCGAAAAAUUCACUAAAAAUAUUUUUGAAAAAUCAAUCCCCCAUUUUAUUUGUUUGUCACAUGUUUUACAGAAGAAUUGGGAAAAUAUUUGAAUCAUAAUUCUUUCGAAAAUAAUGAAGUUUUUGUUUUAUUUUGAAUAUUCAUAGAUUUUUUGAAUACGGUUUGGACCGAUAUUAUUUGUAUUCAAAAUGCUAGAUUAUCUUUCUCAUUGUGAGAACAAAAAUGUGAGCAGGAAAUUGGGAUGAAAAAUCAAGAAAUUGGAGAAUUAUCGAAAACAAGAGCACAUACAAACACGAAUAAAUCAAAAUGUUGUUAUUGUGAAAAAUUGACUGAACAAAGAUAUAUGACUCGUGUACCAACAAAUCUCGAAGUUCGUUUACAAUGGAUAAUGAUUCUUGGAGCACAAUUCGCAGAAAAUGUUGAUAAAUACAAUCCAAAUGGAUGUUAUUUUGGUCGAAUUUGUAUGACACAUUUUAGUGGACAUUUUACACAUCGAAAAAAGUAUGAAUUUCCGGUGGCUGCUGAAAUUCAGCUACCGAAAACCGCUGAAGAAUAUUUAGAAUAUGAAAAAGAAGAAGAAAAAACUAUUGAGAAAGUGAGUUAUAAGUAAUCACAAUAAAUCCUUUUCAAAAAUAAAAAUGAAUUAUUAUCAGCCAUUUCGAAAAUCCUCUUCAUUUCUUCGGACAUGUUGUUAUUGCCUAAAACGUAUGAAACAAGACGAAAUGACACGUGUGCCGUCUCUUCAAAGUGUUCGUCAAAAAUGGAUCGAUAUUCUUGGACCUCGUUUUGCUAGAAAUUUGGAAAAUAUUAAAUAUGAUUGUAUUUGUCGAACACAUUUCAAAAGAUUUGUCAAAUAUCGAAGAAAUCAAUUACCAGUUAGAAUGGAGGAAGAUAAUGAAGAGGAUUUUGAAAUAAUUGAAGAAAAUCCUGAAACAGUUGAGAUUAUUGUAUGUUUUUGGGAAAUAUUCAUCAAAUAUAUUUCAUAAAAUAUAAUGUUUCCAGCAAAGAAACAGCCGAAGAGAAAGAAUUUAUCAAAAAUUUGAUGAAGAAUUCGAAAAUAUUGAUUAUGAAUAUGAAGAAGAACUUAUGAAUGAUGAAACUGAAGAUAAAAAUUUGGUAGAAAUCGAGAAAAAUGGAUUAUUGACAGAGUUUCAACGAGAAGAACAAAGACACAUUGAAAAUCAAAAAACUUGUCGAAUCUGUGAAAUUGAAUUGGAAAGUUCAAUCAAAACAAUUCCAAUUCCAACAGAUGCUGAUGUUUUUAUCAAAUGGUUAGAAGUUUUUGGAAAAAAGUUUUCGGAUAAUAUUUUAAGAAACUCAAAACCUCACUUUGUUUGUAUGUCUCAUGCUCUUGAAACUUAUUGUUGAUUUUUUUUGUUUUUUUCUUUGUUAUGAUAACAUUUUUUGUUGUGCAUAGUUUGAGUAUUUGAAAAUAUUGUUUGAAUACCUCAGAAAGUGUCCUGACAGCCGUCCGCGAGGUUGCGAGCUGUCGAAAGCUAGCAGAGGCUGUCCGCCAGCUCGCAUUCUCAUAAAAAGGGGAGGAUCGAGCGCAUCUCCUCGCCGCCAGCUAGCGGACAGAAAAAAUUGCGACUGGAGCAGAUUUGCUCGUCUAUUUCCUUUUUCAUUUUUUUUCGAAUUUUUAGGCCUAAAACCUUUUUAUGCCUUUUUCAUCGAAAAUUUUCACAGAAAACAUGCAAGAAACGUCGCAAAGUGUUGAAAUGGAGACGGUGCACAUCGCCAGGCACCUUCGUGACAUGAAAAUGUGUUUUUGGUGAGUGUAGAUGAUUUUUAAUUGAGUAAAUUAGUGUAAAUCUAUUUUACAGGGCUCUCGAUGUUUGAAGCGAUGUUUUCGACUGAAAUGGCGGGAUGGACGAGCAGCACAACAAUAUUUUUGAUAAAAUUUGUAAGGUAAGGUGGUUUGAAUGAAAGCUUUGGUUCCUAAGUCCCAGUAGUUUUAAAAUCAUGCUCUAGUGUAGGAACAAAUCGAUUUCAUUUAUGAGAAAAGAAAAGAACUCAUUCUAUAUGAACUUCGAAUGGAAAAUUCUAUAUUCAUGUCUGUUACUCAUAUUCAUCUAGAAAUGUAUUUGAUUGUAUUUUUCCAUCAGUGCUUGAUAAAUUAGAAAAUCAUUACUUUUAGAAAAUUGAUAGUGAUAGGAAUAAGUAGUUGCCAUGUCAUUGUCAAGUCAAGCUCCUAAAUCGCUUGUUAGCACUGACUCGCUUUCUACGAAAACCUUGUAAUUUUGGCUCGUUGAGUUUUCUAGACAUUGAACGCUCCCUCUGCAGUGUUUUUUUCAUUUUGCAGAUAAUGGGAUAUACCUGAAUAUGAAACUUGAAAAACUUCAAAAAUGACUAAAUUAUUUCUCAUUUCCCAAUGCCCUAUAUUUUUCAAACGAAGUUUUAAACAUGAUUGAAUAUUUCAGAUUCUACAAUCAUCAACCAACUCUUCGCAGCCUGGAAAACAACACAUCACCCUCCACACUUCGACAUCCACAGGAUUCUGAUAAAUGA
Molecule: messenger RNA, 3002 nt
Organism: Caenorhabditis angaria
Lineage: Eukaryota; Metazoa; Nematoda; Chromadorea; Rhabditida; Rhabditidae
Source: the annotation of a GenBank genome assembly